Molecule: messenger RNA, 3934 nt
Organism: Schistosoma spindalis
Lineage: Eukaryota; Metazoa; Platyhelminthes; Trematoda; Strigeidida; Schistosomatidae
Source: the annotation of a GenBank genome assembly
AUUUUUCAAACUGUACGUUGCGUUUGCAAGUUAUGCCUAUAAUUGUCACCAAGCUUUCAUAAUAUUUAUUCUCAAUCAACUUCCUCAUCUUUGACAUGUGAUACUUCAAAAAUAUUUCAUAUUUAGUCAACUGUCAGUGCUUUGUAGCAAGAUUACUUUCGAUUCACUUGUGUGAUUUAAAUCUCUAGACAGCAUGUACACUUGUAGUAUUUUUUCCCCACUUAUGGUGUCAUUUGCGUCUCUAAAGGUCAUCACUUGACUUGUGGUUGUGAUUUAUCUGUUGUGUGAAGAGUUGAUUUUUUCGGAUGAUUCAUUUCGUCGUGCGAUUAUUGGUGAAUAAUGAUCGGAUGGAGAAUAAUAUUCGCAAUGUUGCUGCGAAGAAUGUUCUUUUUAAGGAAUCCGAAAUUCCCCUCUUUAAGAUGUAUGUGGCUCUAUCGCUCUUGAAGUCGUUGUUCAUGUAUAAAGUUUUCUUUUCUACUGUAUUUAUUUGUUUUUGGCGUUUUCGGCCUGAUGUUCUUAUCAAUGAAUAUCGAAGGAUACCCGUUUUUGAUGAGUAUCUCCUUUAAGAGGCCCAAAUUUUCAUCUACGACUUCGGGGCUAUAGAUUCUUUGUAUUCCUAUAGUGAGUGCUAUUACUAAGUUUCUUUAUCGGCUGAUUCGGACCCAGCUGUGGAAACAUGAUAGUUGGCCAUUCCACAUGGGUUUCCAUUAGAUAGAUCUUUUUAAAGUACCGUCUUGCUUUCUUGUCGUUUCCACAUCAAGAAAGUGAAUCUUUUGUUUGUUUUCAACUUCAAGUGUGAAUUUUAUUGAAGGGUGACAAUUUAGCUGCUCUUGUGGAGCUAGGUAUAUAAGUCGUUCGAUGCGUUUUUUAUCCAAAAGAAUUCAAUAACAUUGUCUGGCGUGGCUAAAAAGAGGAGGCAACGGCUCAAUAAGAAGUUCUAUAAUCGAACACCUUGUGAACAUAGAUCACUCAACCAAGACAGACUCAAAGUCAUCUACAAGGUAAGUAGAAGUCUUCCGAAGACAAUUAGACUACAUCUUCUUUGCAUUGCCGAAGCAAUAGCCACACAUCUGGAAAACCAUAAUUGUGUGUGCAAAAGAGACGAGUACAACCUCUUCUUCUACCAUGGUCUUAAUGUAUUAAAAUUUCUCUUUUUCAUACUCUUGUUCCUUUACAACCAUCUGCUUCACCUUCCAUCUUCCCCUUAAAUCUCUUACCGCAACUGAUUUGUUUUUAUUUCCACGAUCAUUCCGACUACAAUUCAUCUCUAUUUCAACUUUUUAUUUAAUCAUGCUGAGCCAUCCUUUCCCAAUGAUAAUUUCCUUAUCUAUUUUUUGAUGGAUACUUAAGCUAUUAACAACCAAACGAUUAUUAAACUUUACUUGUUUCGAAAAAUUUUAAUACCUUUGUUUAUUUAAAUUCCAAUUAGUUUACACAUAUUAUUUCCGAAAUUUCCUAGAAAGUGUUCCGGGUAGUUGUAUCAAUCGAGCGAGGUUUAGUUUUUGGACGAAUCGUAAUUGAAACUUGAUCUCUUUUUCAACAAGCAAAAUCAAUGACAUUUCCAAUUUGUACAGAAAGUAAUCACGCUCCAUUUAAAGAUCAAAUUGACGAUGAGACCGUAAUGUUUGAUCUGGACAUGAGCGUGGAUACUUUGCCUGAUACACCCCUAAAGAAUGAUGAUGGUGACUCGGACACACAAAAGACUCGGGUAAUGCUUUUAUAAUAUUUUAAUAGAUUGUAUUCAGACGAAUCAGUCCAGUAAUUCUCUUUCUGCCACUCCUUCAAGACGUGAAAGCAAAAUGAAGUCAGAUAUGUCUCGUUCUACUUCCAUCUCAGGACUUACUGAUAAUGUUAACUUGGAGGACAUUUACGAGUACGACUGGGCUGAUAGUGAUUCUGAAUCACCUUGUGGGAAACAUGAGAAGGAGUCAUACAUAGUUCAAGAAGUCCUUGCUGACUUUUUAAAGGUUAAAUCUUUUAAACGCAAGUACCCUGAUCUAGCUAGACGCGCUAUGGAUGCUUAUGAACGAUCGUGGUUGCAACAAGAGGGGAUUGUUCCUGUUGGUCGUGCAGACCUUGGUCUCACGGCACUCAAAACUGAUGAUGUUAUGAAGCUUUUGCAACAGGAUUACCCAGAGAUACACAUUGCUCUAACAGAUUUGUUUCGUCGACGAAAAUUUAAAACGGCUGUCGAGAAUCAAAAGCGUCAGUAUGAAGCUGCUCGUAUUGAACGUGGAGAGGCUCGAGCUGAAGCAGCUCGCAGACGAGCGUUAGAUUCUGCUGCCGAUUACAAUCAUCGCUUGAUUACCGAACGUAUGAGUUCAAGACGUUGUUAUUGGGAUUUACAGACAAUGCAGAUUCACAUUCCCCAGAGAAUUUAUAAGUUAUUAGAAUAUCCAACUUUUCCCAAUGGUGCAUAUCCUGUGGCAGUCAUACCUGGACAGUUUGCAGAACAUUUUAUAAGCUAUACUCCUGAACAGUUAUCAUACCUUCCAUUAUCACGUGUUUUAUAUCCGCAUCCACUACGAAAACAUAGAAAUCCACCUCCUCUUCCCACAACACUUCGAUUUGGUUCGAUUAAGCCGAAAGUCAAUCCACCUACUAUGACCUCUUGUGAUCUUGGUGAUCAAAAUUCAUUUGGUUUAGACCAUUCUAGAUCUAUUGACUCUUUAAACCAUCAAACCACAAGCUCAAUGGAAGGUCUUCGGACUAGAUAUACAAACGGAUCAUUAUUAUCAAGUGGCGUUACUAAUUCAAACAUGUUAGUUGGUGAUAAAUCAUUAGUUUCUGAUGUAGAAACAGAUAAAACCAGUAAUUCAAUCUAUCGACGAUUUAAAACAAAUACAGAAAUAAAUACAGAAAAUCCUAUAUGUGUUGUAUGUGGUCAAUUAGCUAUGAAUUAUAUACGUUGUUCUGAGUGUAAAUUAAUUGGUCAUCCAAAAUGUUUAGAUAUACCUGAUUCUAUGCUAUCAGGUGUGAAAAGCUAUGAUUGGACAUGUUUAGAGUGUAAACGGUGUGUGGAAUGUAAUGACUCAGGUCAAGAAGAUCAAAUGAUGUUUUGCGAUCGUUGUGAUAGGGGUUAUCAUGCAUUUUGUGUUGGUUUAGGACGAAUUCCUAAUGGAAAUUGGGAAUGUUUAUUAUGUGAAUCAUUGCCAACUCCGCCUAGGAAAGGACGUCCUAGGAAAAAUAGACCUAAAGAUUCCGAUGAUUUACCAUGGGGUUAUAGCAUAAAGAAACCACGUAAAUCAAUAUUGAAGCGGAAAAUUUGUCAAACACCAGGUGUUAAUGAUAUUAAAGACACAUCUUUAGCACAUAGUUCUAAUCCAUACGGUAGCAUUCAACCAAGAGUCCCUGGUGCUGAAGUAGUACCUAAACGACGUCGAGGCCGUCCUCCGACAAAAAAUCGCAUUAUUGUACCUCUUCCACCCCCAUCUUCUCCUUAUUUUUCGAAUCCAACCAAUUUUAGUCCUACUCGUUCAGAUGUUUCUAUACCCCUACCAACCUCUCCACCUACACCAUUAUCGAUCAAAGUGUCUAUGAUUGGAAGUGAACCUUCAGGACUAUGUCCAGUUAAUGCUAUUCCAACUAAAAUAGAAUCCUUUGUUGCGGAAAAAGUUGAUAUUUCCGAAAAGUUUGAACAUUUAGAACCGAAUAAUAGUAAUAGUACAGUCGACCAAACUGAAAAUGACAUUGUGAAACAUGUUAAUGAAAUGAAGAUUCCUUCUUCAACAAUUUCUUCUGAAUCAAAUAAUAUUGAAAACUGAUUAAUCAUUUAAACUGUUAGACAUCUUUUACCCUCCAAACUUUGUAUAUUUAUCCAUUGUACUUUAAAUUCCCUAGUUUCAUUUUUAAUAACUAGUGUUAGUUAUCUUCCUUUCUAUGUAUUUGUAAUAAUGAAAUUUAUAUUCUAUAUUUCAAAUAUAGUUAAAUUUUU